Molecule: messenger RNA, 945 nt
Organism: Pteropus alecto (black flying fox)
Lineage: Eukaryota; Metazoa; Chordata; Mammalia; Chiroptera; Pteropodidae
Product: olfactory receptor 5B17
Exons: 1
Coding region: 1-945 (314 amino acids)
Biological process (GO): G protein-coupled receptor signaling pathway; sensory perception of smell
Cellular component (GO): membrane
Molecular function (GO): G protein-coupled receptor activity; olfactory receptor activity; odorant binding
Source: RefSeq, a predicted model, not a curated record
AUGGAGAAUAAUACAGAGGUGAAAGAAUUCAUCCUGCUGGGACUCACUAAUGCUCCAGAACUGCAGAUUCCUCUCUUUAUCAUGUUCACCCUCAUCUAUCUCAUCACUUUGAUUGGGAAUCUGGGGAUGAUCGUAUUGAUUCUUCUGGACUCUCGUCUCCACACUCCCAUGUACUUUUUCCUCAGUAACCUGUCUCUGGUGGAUUUUGGUUACUCCUCAACAGUCACUCCGAAGGUCAUGGCUGGGUUUCUAAUAGGAGACAAGGUCAUCUCCUACAAUGCAUGUGCCACUCAGAUGUUCUUUUUCAUAGUCUUUGCCACUGUGGAAAGUUACCUCUUGGCCUCAAUGGCUUAUGAUCGCUAUGCAGCAGUGUGCAAACCCCUUUAUUACACCACAACCAUGACAACGAGUGUGUGUGCUCACAUGGCCAUAGGCUCCUAUGUUUUUGGUUUUCUGAAUGCUUCUAUUAACACUGGAGACACAUUCCGUCUCUCUUUUUGUGUUUCCAAUGUGAUCCAUCACUUUUUCUGUGAUGUUCCAGCCGUCAUGACUUUGACUUGCUCUGAUAAACACAUCAAUGAGCUGAUUCUUCUUCUUAUCUCAAGCUUUAAUGUCUUUCUUGCACUUUUUGUUAUCUUGAUUUCCUACUUGUUCAUAUUUAUUACCAUUCUGAAGAUACACUCAAGAGGGGGAUAUAAGAAGGCUUUAUCCACCUGUGUUUCUCAUCUUGUUACUGUUUCCAUAUUUUAUGGGACUGUCAUCAUCAUGUACUUACAGCCAAGUUCCAGUCAUUCCAUGGACACAGACAAAGUUGCAUCUGUGUUCUAUACUAUGCUCAUCCCCAUGCUGAACCCUGUGAUCUACAGCCUGAGAAACAAAGACGUCAAGAGUGCAUUCAAGAAAGUUGUUAAGAGGGCAAAAUUUUUUUUAGGUUUCACCUUUUAA